Messenger RNA from Leptosomus discolor (cuckoo roller), 702 nucleotides. NCBI's taxonomy places the organism in Eukaryota, Metazoa, Chordata, Aves, Leptosomiformes, Leptosomidae. The record is from RefSeq and is a predicted model, not a curated record.
CGGGAGGUGGAGAUCCUCAUGUUCCUCAGCGCCAUCGUGAUGAUGAAGAACAGACGCUCCAUCACUGUGGAGCAGCACAUCGGGAACAUCUUUAUGUUCAGCAAAGUGGCAAACGCCAUCCUCUUCUUCCGCCUCGACAUCCGCAUGGGCCUGCUCUACCUCACGCUCUGCAUAGUGUUCCUGAUGACCUGCAAGCCCCCCCUCUACAUGGGCCCAGAGUACAUAAAGUACUUCAGUGACAAGACCAUCGAUGAGGAGCUGGAACGGGACAAGCGGGUGACCUGGAUCGUCGAGUUCUUCGCCAACUGGUCCAGUGAGUGCCAGUCCUUCGCCCCCAUCUUUGCCGACCUCUCCCUCAAGUACAACUGCUCGGGGCUGCACUUUGGGAAGGUGGACGUCGGCCGGUACACGGACGUCAGCACCAGGUACAAGGUCAGCACCUCGCCCCUCACCAAGCAGCUGCCCACCCUCAUCCUCUUCCAGGGCGGGACAGAGACCAUGCGCCGGCCGCAGAUCGACAAGAAGGGCCGGGCUGUGUCCUGGACCUUCUCUGAGGAGAACGUGAUCCGGGAGUUCAACCUCAACGAGCUCUACCAGAAGGCCAAGAAGCAGUCGAAGCCACGGGAGGAGGGGCCGGAGGAGCCCCUCGGGGUGCAGGCUGCUGCCGGGCAGCCGAGCGGGGAGACCAAAAAGGAGAAGUAG